GUGCUUGCGCAGUUUCAACAGAUGACCUUGGCCUGCGCUGCUUCACUUCCCGAGCAAGCGAUAUCGGGUAAAGUUGGUGUAGCUGUGGUGCGUUUUGGGAAUUUAAUUUCGAUUUCUACAAUUCGUCGCUCAUCUAACCAUGGUCAAGAUGGAUCACGACGAUGGAAAGAAUGAGCCCGAACAUGUGCGAAAAUUAUUUAUUGGUGGCUUGGACUACAGAACCACUGACGAUUCUCUUAAAAAACAUUUCGAACAAUGGGGUGAAAUUGUCGACGUUGUAGUUAUGAAAGAUCCAAAGACUAAGCGGUCGCGAGGCUUUGGAUUCAUUACCUACUCUCGUGCUCACAUGGUUGACGAUGCUCAAAAUGCAAGACCUCACAGAGUAGACGGACGUGUUGUGGAACCAAAACGUGCAGUUCCUCGUCAAGAGAUUGGAAGACCGGAGGCUGGGGCAACAGUCAAGAAGUUGUUUGUUGGUGGACUGAAAGACGACCAUGAAGAAGAAGAUCUUCGUCAGUAUUUCCAAGCGUUUGGAAGUAUUAAUUCUGUCAGCAUUGUCACAGACAAAGAAACUGGGAAGAAACGAGGUUUUGGAUUCGUUGAAUUCGAUGAUUAUGAUCCUGUGGACAAGAUCUGCCUGCAGCGUAACCAUCAAAUCUGUAACAAGCACGUUGAUGUCAAGAAGGCGUUAAGCAAAGCUGAAAUGGCUUCUGCUACUGGUGGCGGUGGCGGUGGGGGUGGCAGAGGAGGCCAAGGAGGUGGACGCGGUCCACGAGGUAGCAAUCAGGGAGGUGGUAACUGGGGAGGCCGAGGUGGCGGUGGUAGCGGAGACUGGAACAAUGGUGGAAACCAAGGUGGAUAUGGAGGAGGUAAUCAAGGCGGAUGGGGAGGCAAUGGACCUUGGGAGAACCAAAAUCAAGGCGGUGGCUGGGGAGGCCAGGGAGGACAAGGAGGCUACAACAGUGGUGGAAACUGGAGCAAUGACAACUUCGGAGGUGGUUACCAACAAGGCUAUGGUGGUGGACCCGUUCGGAACAAUUUUAAUGCUGGUGGCAGACCUGCGCCUUAUGGUGGUGGACCAAUGGGUGGCAAUACAGGCGGCGGCGGCGGUGGCGGCGGCGGUGGCAGCGGAGGUGGUGGCGGUGGCUACGGCGGUGGUGGCGGCGGUAACCAAGGAGGAUACGGUGGCAACCCCGUCGGAGGUGGCAAUAUGGGCGGUGGCGGCGGUGGGAGGAGAUAUUAAACCACCCAAUGAAGUUUGUUGCGACGCUACGCUCCCUCAGAUGGUUUACCAUUUGCCGGCCGGUACAUUGAGCGUGAUCGACGUGUCUACCUGACCUCGGGGUCUCAGUUCUCGCUUGAGGUAAGUUUAUCAGAAUAUCAAUUCAUACAAUAUCCAUCCUUUCAGGUUGUUGUAGCGUAGAAAAAACAUUUUACACAAUGCGAGCAUGUUUUACACGUUUUUUAAUGCGUGUUUGCCGUAUACAAAGUACUAGUUUCUAUGACUCUGUGAAUGCGCAUGCGCGGAGUACAGAAAAUACUACUUUUAACUACUAUGAGUCAAAAGUGGUCUUUGGUGUAAUGCGCGCAUGCGCUGUUGUAAACAAAUCUUACGUUACGCGACCGUAACCUCAAUUUUGUGCUUCGUAAAAAACGCGUAACAUACUCUUGUUAUAAUAUAAAGAACCGUGUGCAAGGAGGCAACAGUCUUUUCACCCCGCAUAUUUGCAAUAUUCGUCUUCGGCAGAAACGGCGUAGGACGUGGGCGGUGUGGUCCAUCGCCUACGGCCUCAGUCCGAGGAGCCUCGCGCCUCUGAAGUUUAUACAGCUUUCUUCAUCUCAUGAAAAAUAUUUAUCUAAGGUCAUUAAAAGCACUGACUAAGAGUAAAUAUUUUACUCACUAUAAAACCAUAAAUCUCACGGGCUAGCAAGCAUCUGGUAAUACUAUUUUACCAUAUUCGUUUAUUGUUUUUAUUAAAUAUAGUUCAGCAACGUUUGCUGUGCGACCACCCACAGUUUUCCUUAAGCGUCACUUUUCUGGUACAUAGAAGAGUCAUACAUAGAAACGAUAACUCACGAAGGGACAUUAUACGAAAACUGUUACAUCUGUAACUUUUGGCACCAUUUUGCGAAACGUCAUUUAACCGAAAUACCAAAUUAUGCGCCGACGUCCAUAUCAAAAAAAUUUUAUGCGCUUCUUCAUACGUAGAAACGACAAUUCACGAAUGGACAUUUACCCGAAAAAAUCUAAAGAAAAAAACGCAAGGUAAUAAAGACAGUUUGAUUACAUGCUCAGUAAAAUAAUCAGUUGAUAAUAUAGAAAUCCGGGAUAGGAAAAAAUUGUUUUUUAAGUAUUUUAAAUUAUGUACGGUAUUUGAGAUCACAAAAAUAAAUUUCAUUUGUAAAAAUGUAGCGCAAAAUAUACGUCUCGUAGUUGAAUGUUAUCUUGAUUUUACCUACCUAUUUAGUGAAAUUUAGCUAUUGCAUUCGUUGUUCGAGUUUUGCAAACCGUAGGAACAAUUUGAAAACCUACUUCCAUUUUUGUUGCCAAAUGAUUUUUUUUUUCUUUUUCUUUCAAUAUUGUGCAUUAUUCGUGAUAUCAGUAUAUUUUUCUUUCUCCUUUCAUCAUACUUAAUUACGCAACGCAUACAUGGCGAAACAUUUUUACAAGUCAAAUCGGUUUUUGAGGAAUUUUAAACAUUUUCUCGACAAAAUAAUAACGUUAUUACUUGUGUAUUCUCGAGCUCUAAAGCUUUAGAAUUUGUCAUUUUGGUUCAGUGACGAAUCGAAAGUGAUGUUUGUGCGAAACCGUGGAUACCAUUGCUGACGUUGCGGUGACUGUCCAGUAGUAAGGCUAAAAGCAGGACAAUUUUGUUUCUUCAAUUUUUUUACUUUUAGUUAUUAAAGGUAAUUAAAGUGAGGAUGUUUGCAUUUUUGUGAAUAAUAGUUUUCUCUGCAUAAAACCCGACUUUCUUGCAUCACCAAAGGACCCCGCAAAAUUUAUCUUGCCGACAUUAAAUUUCGUUCUUUGACCUGUCACUGGACUUUGGCUCACCUACGACUCAUAUUGGCAAACUUACGCUCGGCCCGAAAAGAACCUCCUUGUUACACAAUAAUAAUAUACUAUUUUGUGAAAAUAUCAAAAUGUUGGUUCAUUAUUUUUCUUUCCAAUGCCAGCAAAUUAAAAAUCGCUCAACACUAGAUGUGGAUUCUCUCAUUCCUUUUAUUCGAAACAAAAGUCAGCCGAAAAACUUUCAUGUUUUAGUGAAAGUGAACAAAGUAUAUGGAUCGUUCAAUCGGUAAACUUUCAAGUGGUAACGUAUUUCGGCAAACGGAUUGUCGGUCGGUAAUAGUAGAGUCGGUAACUUCCUGCGGUUGAUAAUUAAGUAAAAAUGAGUUAAAUUUCAACAUUUGAUUACUAACAAUAAGCUGAUGUGCUCGAUACUCAUAACCACGAAACAAAAUAUCCUUACGCUGAUAAUUUUUCAUUUUUUUUUUUGCUUUAUUCAUUCGCUUUACUAAAAUUUAGAGAAUUUUAAGUUUCCAAAGUUAUGCAUUCGAAAAAAAAUGUAUUGUUACGUCGAGGUUACGAAGUUCAACCUAAUGAUCUCUGUACCAAGAACUAUUUAGGUAAAAUUUUCUUUUCGACGUGCUCUCAUCUUAUUCUAGUACUUUUCACAGGAAGGAGAAUUGGUUGAUCAAAACAUACAACACCAUAUCCUGUUUCUACGAACGCAGACAUCUGUUUUCUGGUUAAUUGAUAUUUUCUGAAUCAGCUGAGUUUUCAUUCACGAGUAAUUUUUGCUUUUACCCUUCUCAACCCUGUUUAGGUUAAUUCUUUCAUCUGAAAAUGGAUUUUUGAUUCCUUGGGUCAUUUCUCCUGUACUUGUCAUCUGAAUAAAAUAUUAUUUUCAGAUUAUCACUACAUCAAUGAAAACGUAUUUAUGCAAGUGUAAGGCUAUAUUGAGUCUUUUUGUGCGAAUUCUCAAAAUUAAACUAAGGUUAACGACAGCUGGUGAACUUCUGAGUAGUAUUUGCUGUGGAAAAAAACAGUAAGCACAAUGUAUGCACAAAAAAAGACCGCAGGAUCGGCAACCUAGAGCUCGUUUCUUUUUUCAUAAUGCAGUCCUUCUCACAAUUAGUCUAUUGCAUACUUUUUUUUAUUCUGUCUAGUUAUCUAUUGUUUGAAAUAUUUACAGUAUACUGUUGUCUAUUUUGUAUUGCACAAAAGUAUUAGCAUAAUCGUAGUACAUGAAGAACACAAAACCGAAUUCAAAAUUGUGCAAUUGAAACAUGUUACUUUCACAAUAUAUGUAAAAAUUAGGUAAAAGUGUAUUCCUUCGACGCAGCCAACUUGGAGGAAUUGCAAAAGAGAAACAUUUCGUAAGUAUGUAUUGAUUGAAUAUAAUCUGGUCUAUCGAAACGGCAAUAUCAAAUCAAGUUGCGUAUAUAAAAACAGAGACAAUUAAAAUUGGUAAAACUCUUACAGUGCGCACUCAUUGACUGGAAGCUACCAUAUUUCUCUUGUUUUGUAAACGCAUUUGUGUACCUGUGUAUCUAUUUAUGAAAGUGAAAUAAUAAAAGAAAGUAUGAAAAACA
Messenger RNA from Neodiprion virginianus, 4599 nucleotides. RefSeq names its product heterogeneous nuclear ribonucleoprotein A1, A2/B1 homolog (gene Hrb87F). NCBI's taxonomy places the organism in Eukaryota, Metazoa, Arthropoda, Insecta, Hymenoptera, Diprionidae. The coding region runs from base 140 to 1243 and encodes 367 amino acids. The transcript has 7 exons. The record is from RefSeq and is a predicted model, not a curated record. Gene Ontology annotation, molecular function: RNA binding.